AUGGAGGGAAUCCUCACACAAGAGGCUGACAUCGGAGGACCACAAAAAGCUGGACGUGGCGCGGGGCCAAGCAGCGACGACCGGAAGAAAAGAAAGCGAGAGAAAGAAAACCUCAGGGCAAAGGCAGCUGGGGAAGAGACGGAGAACGGCGUCCUCCUGCCCUCCCUGCAGUCGGCCCUGCCCUUCCUGGACCUGCACGGGACGCCACGCCUCGAGUUCCACCAGUCGGUGUUUGACGAGCUGCGGGACAAACUCCUGGAGCGAGUGUCAGCCAUCGCCUCGGAGGGGAAGGCCGACGAAAGGUACAAGAAGCUGGAGGAUCUUUUAGAGAAGAGCUUUUCUCUGGUCAAGAUGCCAUCCCUGCAGCCAGUGGUCAUGUGCGUCAUGAAACACCUGCCCAAGGUACCUGAGAAGAAGCUGAAGUUGGUGAUGGCAGACAAGGAGCUGUACCGAGCAUGUGCUGUGGAGGUGAAGCGGCAGAUCUGGCAGGACAAUCAGGCACUCUUCGGUGAUGAAGUCUCCCCACUGCUGAAGCAGUACAUCUUGGAGAAGGAGAGUGCACUCUUCAGCACAGAGCUUUCUGUCCUGCACAACUUCUUCAGCCCCUCUCCCAAGACGAGGCGUCAGGGUGAGGUGGUGCAGAAGCUGACGCAGAUGGUGGGGAAGAACGUGAAGUUGUACGACAUGGUGCUGCAGUUCCUGCGCACGCUGUUCCUCCGCACCAGGAACGUGCACUACUGCACCCUGCGGGCCGAGCUGCUCAUGUCCCUGCAUGACCUGGACGUUGGUGACAUCUGCUCCGUGGACCCUUGCCACAAGUUCACCUGGUGCCUAGAUGCCUGCAUCCGAGAGCGGUUUGUGGACAGCAAGAGAGCUCGAGAGCUACAGGGAUUUCUGGAUGGAGUGAAGAAGGGGCAGGAGCAGGUCCUGGGGGACUUGUCCAUGAUUCUGUGUGACCCCUUUGCCAUCAACACACUCUCACUGAGCACUGUCCGGCACCUGCAGGAGCUGGUUAGCCAGGAGACACUGCCUAGGGACAGCCCUGAUCUCCUCCUGCUACUUAGAUUGCUGGCGCUGGGACAAGGGGCAUGGGACUUGAUUGACAGCCAAGUCUUCAAGGAGCCCAAGAUGGAAGCUGAGCUAAUCACACAGUUCCUGCCCAUGCUCAUGUCCUUUGUGGUGGAUGACUAUACCUUCAAUGUGGACCAGAAGUUGCCAGCUGAGGAGAAAGCCCCAGUCACGUACCCCAACACACUUCCUGAAAGUUUCACCAAGUUUCUGCAGGAACAGCGCAUGGCCUGUGAAGUGGGGUUGUACUAUGUCCUGCACAUCACCAAGCAGAGGAACAAGAAUGCGCUCCUCCGCCUGCUCCCGGGGCUUGUGGAGACGUUCGGUGACCUGGCCUUCAGCGACAUCUUCCUCCACCUGCUCACAGGAAGCCUGGUGCUGCUGGCGGAUGAGUUUGCUCUAGAAGAUUUCUGCAGCAGCCUCUUUGACGGCUUCUUCCUCACUGCCUCGCCCAGGAAGGAGAACGUGCACCGGCAUGCACUGCGCCUCCUCCUCCACCUGCACCCCAGGGUGGCCCCGGCCAAGAUGGAGGCCUUGCAGAAGGCCCUGGAACCCACGGGCCAGAGCGGGGAGGCUGUGAAGGAGCUCUACUCCCAGCUCGGUGAGAAGCUGGAGCAGCUGGACCAGCGGAGACCCAGCCCUGCCCAGGCCACAGAGACGCCCACGCUGGAGCUGCCACUCCCCAGUGUGCCCACCACGGCAGCCCUCUGAGACUUUGUGGGCUGCUUGCUCGUGGGCCCUUCUGGGAGGAGGCCCUGGUGUGUCAGGUCUGGGUACGGAGGAGCGAGGGUGGUUGGGGGCAGGGUGCUCCCUGCGCUGCUUGGCCUGCUGGAGUCGGUCCUCUGCCGACCCUCUGGGGAGCAAUGGGACCCCCAGCUGAGCCUUUAGUGGGAAGCUUGCUAAUGCAUGGCCACACUGCAGGUUUUCACAGCGUUGGCAGAAAUGGGCAUGGGGUGAAGUUAGGAACAAGCCGAGGGGGAGAACAGGGCCAGCAGACCUGACCUGACCUUCAAGGCUGGGGGGGCAGAGGAAGCGAUGGCCAUGUUGGCCAAAGCAGGGGUUCGCUGGUCUGCAGUCUGAGGCAUGCGCUUCUCCUCCAUGGAGGCCAAGAGGACAGGCCUGGAGGAACAGAGGCCACAGGUGCUUCUGACCAAAACUCUAGAGCAGAGCCAGGCCCCUCCUCUUGGCAUGCCCAGCAGGGAGCGCCGCCUCUGGCCGCACCUCUUGUGACCCUUGUUAGGGACAGCAGGUGCACCCAGAGGUUUGUUUCAUGUAAAUAAAAGCAGUUUUGGUAUGUCUGUG
Dipodomys ordii (Ord's kangaroo rat) is the source of this 2370-nucleotide messenger RNA. RefSeq names its product negative elongation factor complex member B (gene Nelfb). Lineage: Eukaryota; Metazoa; Chordata; Mammalia; Rodentia; Heteromyidae. Bases 1 to 1779 code for a protein of 592 amino acids. The record is from RefSeq and is a predicted model, not a curated record. Gene Ontology annotation, cellular component: NELF complex; nucleus. The transcript is spliced from 14 exons. Gene Ontology annotation, biological process: negative regulation of transcription elongation by RNA polymerase II.